UGUUCUGUUCUAUUAUCUUUCACCGUGGUGAGACGCUAGUGGCUAGACACUUAAGAGGAAAGACAAGUGAAUGUUGAAAUGUAUUAUUUAUGUGUAUGCUGUUUGUAUUUCCCCCAAAAAAAUGUAACUGAAAGACAGUUCUGAAGAUAGCAUAGAAGCUCACACCGUUAAUUGUUCGAUUAUACGUCUUCAGUGUCAUCCUCCACAUUUUUCAGAAACAUAUGUAGCCUAUGAUAAGCUAGUGAAGUUUGAAAUAUUGCUUAUCUCUCUAAAUUAUGUGCAUGCCAGCAAUUAGUGGAAGAUCACUUAGAGAAGAAGAAUGAUUUCCGCAUUAAAGGGUGAAAUUGACAUCCAGAAAUUGCCUGUGGAUUCAGAGGAACACAAGUUUAAUUCAUGGAAAGUAAAAUACAAGAAAAGUCACAUACUACACUCGAAAUGUGUCAAUGGACCUUGCGAAGACGAUAAAAAUAAAUGCUUGUUGUGCAUUUACAACAGUGAACUAGAGCUUCCACAUUUACCUGACAUGGUGUUCCCGAACAAUGUGAUGGUGCUACAGCACGAUAAUGGUUGUGGAAUAGAGUUCAAUGCCUUGGAUGCUCUGCGAAGAGUCAGUAAUGGAAAAUUAUCUUUGAAAGUUGCCUGUUCUGAGGAAUGGAAGGAAUCAAGACAGGAGCAUGGAAAUCUUGAUGAAGUUAAGCCAUUUGACUGGACAUUUACCACGGACUAUAUGGGCACAUUGUUGGGAAAUUUUAUUGUCAGACAAACAGAUGAGAGGAUAAAUAUUGAGAAACUACGGCAAAGGGAGCAAAUAUUAUUUUAUAAUGAUCUCACAUUAUUUGAAGAUGAGUUACAUGAUAAUGGCAUUGCAGUUUGCUCAGUGAAAGUGAGGGUAAUGCCAAGUAGUUUCUUUGUCUUGUUGCGGUACUUCCUGAGGGUGGACAAUGUCAUGUUGCGAACAAAUGAUACUCGGCUGUAUCAUGAAUUUGGAACAGAUUUUAUACUGAGAGAAUAUACAUCUAGAGCAGCUCAGGCAUCCGAAAUAAAACAUGUUCCACCUUCUGUCCUCAGAGAGCCAAAUGAGGUGACACCACUUCUUCCAUUAAUUGAGUCUCAUUAUUCUAAACUUAGCUUCCCAGAAAGCAGUUCUUCAGGAAUAAAAUAAUUUGCAGAAUGGAUGAUAAAGCCAAUGUUGUCAUUUUUAGUGUGUGUGUGUUUUUUUAAAUAAUUGAUGUACUUUAUAUUGCUGAAGUAUGUUUAUAUUGUCAGGUACAUGGUUUUUUGGCAGUAGUUAAAAUGUAAAAUGCAAGGGAAAUCGAGUCUAUGAACUCGUGUAAAAACAUGUGGCUCAUACUGAUUAAGCCCUGAAUAAUCAGUGAGACCUGUUGUCAUUGUUACUAACAGUGAUCAAUCCAUUCCAAGGAAUUGAGGAAAUUGAAUAAUUGGUGUAUAUUGCUUCUCUAGAGCUGCAAACUUAAUGAAAUGAUGUAGGUUUCAUUUCUUUAUCCUGUUUUUUUUUUUUUUUUUUUUUGCCUGUGCAUUUGUCUGUAAUGUGAGAACUGUUACAUCUUCCCUACACCCCAUAUAAUGUAUUUACUAUUUCAGAAAUCUACCAGUAAUAUGUAGAAUCAUAAUUAGUUGCCAUAUUCUCAAUUAAUUAUGAAAGCAUUAAAUUUUGUGAGCACUGUUGAGGAUGUCAAAAAAGUUGUUAACCAUUACAAUAACAGAAUAGGUACAUAUUGAAUAAGUGUUUGUAAAAUUAUGUAAACAUUAUGUUUAAUGAGGCACUGUACUUUGUGCUAAUUUCCCAUCGCAUGCGCGCGCUUGUAAAAUUAUGUAAACAUUAUGUUUAAUGAGACACUGUACUUUGUGCUCAUUUCCCAGCAUGUGUGUGUGUGUGUGUGUGUGUGUGUGUGUGUGUGUGUGUGUGUGUGUGUACAUCAUGAAAAGUUGUUAACCAGUACAAUAUAUUGUGAACAGAAUAGGUAUUCAUUGAACAAGUGUUCACAGAAUUAUGUAAACAUAAUCUGUAGUGAGACACUGUACUUUGUGCUCAUUUCCAACCUUGUGUGUGUGUGUGUGUGUGUGUGUGUGUGUGUGUGUAAAAGCAGACAUGUUUUAUCAAUAUACAUUAAAAAACUGAAAUUUGGAAAAGUAAA
Messenger RNA from Schistocerca nitens (vagrant locust), 2156 nucleotides. RefSeq names its product TIP41-like protein. NCBI's taxonomy places the organism in Eukaryota, Metazoa, Arthropoda, Insecta, Orthoptera, Acrididae. The record is from RefSeq and is a predicted model, not a curated record. The coding region runs from base 320 to 1162 and encodes 280 amino acids. Gene Ontology annotation, biological process: TOR signaling. The transcript is spliced from 6 exons. Gene Ontology annotation, cellular component: cytosol.